AAUAACUUCUCUUAUGGCCCUUCAAGGUCAUGCGUCUUCCUCUUCCUUUUAUCCGUUUAUUCAUUGGUGGAAAUAUGAUGUAUUCUUGAGUUUUAGAGGCAAAGAUACUCGUCAAGGUUUCACAACCCAUCUUCAUGAAGCUCUGGACCGGAAGAAAAUAAAUACUUACAUUGAUGACAAGCUUCCAAGAGGGGAUGAAAUCUCACAAGAACUUCUCAAAGCUAUUGAAAGCUCAAGGAUUUCAAUUGUCGUGCUCUCAAAAAACUAUGCAUCAUCCACAUGGUGCUUGAAUGAGUUGAUAAAGAUCAUUGAGUGUAAAAACAUAAAGCAACAAAAAAUUCUACCAGUAUUUUACGAUGUAAAUCCAACAGAGGUACGACAUCAUAGAGAGAGUUUUGGAAAAGCAUUGGUUAAACUUAAGAAAAAGCUCAAGGAUGAGACAAAGGUGCAAAGGUGGAAAGCAGCCCUUACAGAAUUGGCCAGUUUGUCUGGGUUCACUUUAGGAAAUAGGAAUGAACCAGAAAUUAUUCAAGAGAUUGUUCGAGAGGUUUCAAGAUUAGCAAAGCGUAAAUAUUUAAAUGACAUUGCCAAGCAUCUAGUUAGAAUGGAAUCUAGAGUAAAAGAUGUCCAUAAUAAUUAAGUUUCUAAGUGUGGGAGUGAAUGAGACACGCAUGCUAGGAAUCUAUGGAAUUGGUGGAGUUGGUAAGACAAAUUUGGCUAAAGAAAUCUACAACUCAUUUAUUGACCAAUUUGAAAAUUGUUGCUUUCUUGCAAACGUAAGAGAAAUUUCAAAGCAUGACUAUGGUUUAAUUCGAUUGCAACAGACACUUCUUUGCGAGAUCCUAGGAGACUCAAGUUUGAAUGUUGCAAAUAUUGAUGAGGGAAUUGGUCUCAUAAAAGAGAUGCUUUGGGCUAAAAGGGUUCUUUUAGUUUUUGAUGAUUUGGAUAAGUCGGUCAAACUUGAAACCUUACUUGGAGGAUGUGAUUGGUUUGGUUUAGGAAGCAUAAUAAUUAUAACGACAAGAGAUGAACAUUUAUUAAAUAUUUAUAAUGUUCAUUUACGAUAUAAGGUGAAGGAAUUAGAUCACGAUGAAGCUCUUCGGCUAUUUUGUUGGAAUGCCUUCAAAAAUGAAAAGCCUAACCAUGAUUUUGUAGAACUUACAAAAGAUGUACUGCAUUAUGCUGGUGGCCUUCCAUUGGCAUUAACGGUGCUAGGCUCAGAUCUAUAUGGUAGAGAUAUUCAUUAUUGGAGAAGUGCUUUAAAAAAGUACAAAACAAUUCCUCAUAAUGAUAUUCAUGAAAAGCUUAGAAUAAGUUACGAUGGCUUGGAAGAAAGCCAAAGGAGUAUUUUUUUGGACAUUGCAUGUUUCUUUACAGGAGAGGAAGAAGAAUAUGUUACUAAAGUACUUGAUGGUUGUGGUUUCUUUCCUAACUGUGAUAUCAAAGUACUAGUGGAUAAGUCUCUCAUAACCAUUGAGCAUGGCAAAUUAAUCAUGCAUGACUUGCUCAAAGAUAUGGGUAGAGAAAUUGUUCGUCGAGAAUCACCCAAUGAACCCGAGAAACGCAGUAGGUUGUGGUUUCAUGAAGAUGUUCGUCGUGUAUUAGAAGAAACUAAGAAUUUCCGGAUUUUGAAAACUAUGAAAUUCUCUAAAUGUGAAUUCCUAACAAAGAUUCCUGAUGUUUCGGGACUCCAAACUUUAGAGAGAUUGGAAAUUAAGUAUUGCAAUAACUUAGUUGAGUUACAUGAAUCUAUUGGCUUCCUUGAUAAACUCGUCGAAUUGGAAAUUGAAAAUUGCGAGAGCCUUACUAGUUUUUCAAGAUCCCUCAAGUUGAGAUCUCUAAAAGAGCUUAUUCUUCGUUAUUGUGAAAGGCUGCAGAAGUUUCCUGAAAUUGAUCAGAGGGAAAUGAAAUGUUUAACAUGGGUUCAACUAGAACACAUGACUGCUAUCAAAGAAUUGCCUUCAUCUAUUUGGGAUCUCACUGGACUUAGACAAUUAAAAAUAAGCAAAUGCUACGAAGUAAGGCAUCUCCCUAUUGGGAGCCAACUGCUAACUGCCUGCUAUUCCGCAUUGGGAUAUUUAGAUAUAUCGGGAAGCAAUGUCGUUAUCCUUCCUGAGUGGAUCAAAGGAUUUGUUCGAUUAUCGGUACUUGGGUUGCAUAAUUGUGUGCAGCUUAAAGAAAUCUUAGAACUUCCUCCAAAUAUAGAAGAUGUAGGCGCAAGUGGAUGCAUCUCAUUGGAGAGUUUUGUUGAAGUAUCAAAUAUGUUUGAAUUCAAUACAAGCAGCUGUCGUAAGCUACGUUCGAUUGACUUGAAUGGAUGCCAUAAAAUGGUUGUAAAUCCUCUUCGGUUUGAGAGGACCAGGAAGAAUGUCUUAUAUUUCCGGGAAAUAAGAUUCCAGAUUGGGACUACCAUUACAAGCUGGAGAUUCCAAAUAAUUAUGUAUGUGAUUGGGUAAAUAUUGAUUUGCUGUUUUCG
This is a messenger RNA of Juglans regia (Persian walnut), 2476 nucleotides long. Its product is annotated as disease resistance protein RPV1-like. Gene Ontology annotation, molecular function: ADP binding. Gene Ontology annotation, biological process: defense response. The transcript has 4 exons. The record is from RefSeq and is a predicted model, not a curated record. Bases 624 to 2456 code for a protein of 610 amino acids. Lineage: Eukaryota; Viridiplantae; Streptophyta; Magnoliopsida; Fagales; Juglandaceae.